GCCGCGUCAGCCGGAGGAGCAGCGCGGACUCGGGGCGGACGGAGGCUCGUGCGCGGAGCGUGCGUCGCUCGUGUACACUCGGUGUGUCCGGAGCUCGCCGCGGGUAGCGGCGGGACGGCCUGCGGCGGGAUCCGCAGCACGGGCACGCUUUCCGCUCGCGCGGCGCUCAGACAUGGAAGAUGGUCCGCCUUCAACAAGCUGCUUCAGAAGGUUCACCGACUGCUUCCUCGGCCCGAGUCUGACGGACGAAAAAGUGAAGGCCUACCUUUCUCUCCACCCCCAGAUGCUGGAUGAGUUUGUGUCCGAGAGCGUGAGCGUCGAGACCGUCGACCGAUGGCUGAAGAGAAAGAACAGCAGCCGGAUGGGAGAUGACCUGUCCGCUAAAGAAGUCAGCAGGUACCAGGACGCAAACAUGCAAGGAGUGGUGUACGAACUCAACAGCUACAUGGAGCAGCGCUUGGACACUGGAGGGGACAACAAGCUCCUGCUCUAUGAGUUGUGCAACAUCAUCAAGACAGCCACAAAAGCUGAUAGUUUUGCACUGUACUUUCUGGGAGAAUGCAACAAUAGUCUGUGUUUGUUCACUCCGACGGGAGCGAAGGAGGGACUCCCGGGCCUCGUUCCCUCCGGCCCCAUCGCGUUCGGGACCACGAUCGCCGCUCACGUUGCCAAAACGCGCAAAACACUGCUAGUGGAGGACAUCCUGGGGGAUGAGCGGUUCCCCCACGGCACAGGACAGGACUCAGGGAUCGGUGUUCACUCUGUCCUGUGUUUACCCAUCCUUACUGCCAUCGGAGACCUGAUCGCCAUCCUAGAGCUGCAUCGGCAUUGGGGGAAGGAGCCCUUCAACCUGAGCCAUCAGGAGGUGGCGACGGCAAAUCUAGCAUGGGCUUCUGUGGCCAUUCACCAGGUGCAGGUUUGCCGAGGUCUAGCCAAACAGACGGAAUUGAAUGACUUCCUUCUGGACGUGUCAAAAACGUACUUUGAUAACAUUGUGGCAAUAGAUUCUCUACUUGAACAUAUUAUGAUAUAUGCAAAGAACCUGGUGAACGCAGACCGCUGCGCCCUCUUCCAGGUGGAUCACAACAACAAAGAGCUGUAUUCGGAUCUGUUUGACAUCGGCGAGGAGAACGAGGGGAAACCCGUCUUCAGGAAAACCAAAGAAAUUAGGUUUUCAAUAGAAAAAGGAAUAGCAGGCCAGGUAGCAAGAACGGGAGAGGUCCUCAAUAUUCCCGAUGCCUAUGCAGACCCCCGUUUCAACAGAGAAGUUGACCUGUACACUGGCUACACCACGCGGAACAUCCUAUGCAUGCCCAUCGUGAGCCGCGGGACCGUAAUAGGCGUCGUACAGAUGGUGAACAAGCUGAGCGGAAGUGCCUUCACUAAAACCGAUGAGAACAACUUCAAAAUGUUUGCCGUCUUCUGCGCUCUGGCCUUACACUGUGCAAAUAUGUACCACCGCAUCAGGCACUCGGAGUGCAUCUACAGAGUGACGAUGGAGAAGCUCUCCUACCACAGCAUCUGCACCUCGGAGGAGUGGAAGAGCCUCGCUCAGCGGUCUCUGCCCACUCCCAUGUACAAGGAGAUUGAGUUGUUCCACUUUGACAUAAGUCCCUUCGAAGAGAUCUGGCCGGCCAUCUUUGUGUACAUGGUCCACAACUCGUGUGGGAAAAAUAGCUUCGAGCUGGAGAAGUUGUGUCGGUUCACCAUGUCCGUGCGCAAGAACUACCGGCGCGUUCCGUACCACAACUGGAAGCACGCGGUGACGGUGGCUCACUGCAUGUACGCGAUUCUCCAGAAGAAUGACGGGAUCUUCACGGAACUGGAGCGAAAGGGUCUCCUGGUCGCCUGCUUGUGUCACGACCUCGACCACCGAGGGUACAGCAACAGCUAUCUGCAGAAGUUUGACCAUCCGCUGGCGGCUCUGUACUCCACCUCCACCAUGGAGCAGCAUCAUUUCUCCCAGACCGUUUCCAUCCUGCAGCUGGAAGGGCACAAUAUUUUCUCAAACUUGACUUCCAACGAGUACGAGCAGGUGCUGGAGAUAAUUCGGAAGGCGAUCAUCGCCACCGACCUGGCCCUCUACUUCGGUAACCGCAAGCAGUUGGAGGAGCUGUUGACCACAGGAGCUCUGGACCUCAACAAUCACGCGCACAGAGACCGCGUGAUCGGUUUGAUGAUGACGGCGUGCGACCUCUGUUCCGUCACGAAGCUGUGGCCAGUGACGAGGCUCACGGCCAACGACAUCUACGCCGAAUUCUGGGCUGAAGGUGAUGAGAUGAAGAAGAUAGGAAUGCAGCCCAUACCCAUGAUGGACAGGGACAAGAAGGAUGAAGUGCCCCAGGGGCAGGUGGGCUUCUACAAUGCCGUGGCCAUCCCCUGCUACACCACUCUCUCGGAGAUCUUCCCCCCUGCAUCUCCUCUCCUCACGGCAUGCAGGGAGAACCUGGGCCAGUGGGAGAAAAUAGUGCGAGGGGAAGAGGCUUCGUCGCGGGUCCCUCGGCGUGAGGCCGAGGGGUCCGGCGAACCGCGCGCAACCGCCGAGCCUGGCGCGGAGCGCGAGUCGCCUUCCUCUGGCCCCGUGAAGGUGGACAACUAAGCGGCGGCCCCAGGCGAGGCGCGCGCGCCCGGACCCUCCCGAACUGCGGCGCUUCGGCGCCGGCGUCCGACUUCCUGCGGCGGCGGCGAGAAGCGACGAGGGGCGCUAGCAGGGAAGCGGAUUUUGACCAGAGGACCGUAAACCAUAAAGUUACCUCAUUGCGGGAACGGAGGUGUCCGGACUGGCAGUUUCACCAGGCCCUGUCGUCAACCGCGGGGGGACUUGAAGGUGAUCAAUUGGGCUCGUUUCCCGGUCACCUGGAACAACUUGGGGAACACGUGUGACAAAGGGGACUCUUUUUGCCUUUUUCUUCUGUAAACCCAUUUCAAUUGAAUUUUUGUUUUUUGCUUUUUUUGUGUCCUAUUUUCUGAGGCCUUAACUCCUAUCCCUUUGCAAGGCAGGAGAGCUGAAAUCAGAAAUGAGAAGUUUUAGCCUGGUUGAAAUGGUACGACAAUAGAACUUUUGCACACCGAGGUAAUGAGAAAUGAAUGGAACUUUGAGCAAAGAUGUGUGAUGUGAGCCACCUCAUUGUUGCGGUCAUUUCUGCGUUCUCCCUCCGUUACCAUGGGAGAAGGUCCUUUAAGAGUACUUGAAUGAAACAGCCUAUUUUUAAAAAUACAGAUGGCACAAAAAAAAGAAAAAAACCCCUUCACGUCGCCGCCGCCGCCGACUACGAUGGGGCACGAUAACGCGGUUCCCUCCGGAGUCACACGGAAGUCACAAUGCUCCUUGCCAAACUCAUCACCCCCCAUCCCCCCGCUGCCCCUGGGGCUGUUUCAGGGACCUGCUUGUACAAGCUGGCCUCUGAUAGUCUCAGCAUCUGAGCCCUUGGGCAAUAUUUUCAUUUUAGGACAACCUUUGAGCGGGAAAUGAAAAGAACAUCGUUUCAUCGUAAGGUUUUUCUGGCACGAGUGCCUAUAAAAGGCAACGUAGUACGAACGCUAAGCUCACGUAGAAAGUGAGGUGAAAGGCCGAAAUGCGGGAAGCGGGCGGUGGCCGUCCGGCCCGCGUGCGUUCGGGAAAAGGUCCACGUUAAAAAUAUGGCUCCGAACAUCCCUGAAUGACUCUGCUUUAAGUAUGCAGUUAUGACCUGUGCUUGUUCAAUAUAUCACGAUACUAUGAAUGAUAAAUGUAGCAAAUUUCCUUGGAGCGGUUAGAAAACGGAAACGGAAACGCGAGCGGGCUUGACAGCGGGCCGACCGUGCCGAAUUAAUUUUUUGUUCCGUUUUCUCCCCCAGCUGAAAUGAUGUACAGGGUACAUGAUGUAUCUCAAGAGUGGGUACUGUUGUUAUUUGACAAAGUAAUUUUCUUUUCCCCGGGGACCUCCGGCCUCUUGCACUUACUGUAGAGAACACGCAAAGUUUGACGCGUAGCUGUAGAAUGGAUGUCUGCCCGCCACCGUAUGCGGCGCGUAUGCGCUGCCUGCGCUGCCUGCGCGAUUCGGUCCCGGGUCUCGGCCGGCCGCCCGCCCGCCCGCCCGUCGACGCUCCGUUGUCCACAUACCCUCCGUCUCUCUCCACCUGUAAGAGAUGAUCUAGAAGAGCAUGAUGCAGUCAGUACUGAGGCACUUGCAACGGUCAUUUUGGUUAUGAUAUUCCUUUUAGGCCUGACCGGGAUUAAAAAAAAAUUAGAAAAUGUAGCAGAUGUCUGUCGUUUCGGUGCCAUUUUAAGAGCGGUUGCUCACACUGGCGGUCCUGCGGGUGAGGACUAACGCGGAGUGCGGCGCAGACCCCAUCCGCGUGGGUAGCAAACGUGCCCGGGGCUCGAGGUCCAGCUUCUAACAUCGGUUCGUCUUAGAGAAAUGUCCGAGUAACGGACAAUAAGUAACUGGUUGUCAUCCCAUAGAAACGUCCCAAGGAAUACAAGUGUGUCGGGCCAUAUUGUAGUAAAUGGCUCUGUUGUACGGGGCAUUUCUUAAUGAGGUCAUCGCACAUUUUGGGGUAGCUUUGCCUUUUGCUAAGAUGUCGGUUUAGGAACGCCGGGCCGAUCGGAGGUAAAACGUACCACGGUGUUCCCUUAAAUUGUCACGUGUUUCGAGCGGGAACGUAGGACGGCAGGUAAAUCGAGAUAAAAGAGAUGGGAGGAAUGAUGUAAGCCCAGUGUGCUAACCUGUGGGUGCGUGAGGUGCGAAUGUACACUGUAAUGAAUGUUUCUGUAAAGCGGCUACAGAUGCGUUUCGGGUUUCUCGGUAACGGAGGAGCGUCCGGGUUAACGGCUUCCGACGGCUACGUGUGGCGCGUCGUCUCGUCUCGUCUCGACCGAGUAGCACUUCCAUACAGAUAAAGACACAUCUGUAUUUGAGCAUGUAAAUCGUAUGAAUAUCCUACCUACGGAGAUGUUAAUACACACACACACACACACACUUCUCAUGCUGAACUUCAAUAUUCAAUGGUGCUAAUUUAGGACGGCAGUCUUGCACUUACUGACAGUGUUUUGUUUGUCUUUCUUUCUUUUUCUCUCUCUUUGUCCUCGGCUGGCCUAAAGCAUGAGGUUUUCGCAUCACGCGCCCCCUCCUUCCUACCCCGUCUGCCAAUUUGGCGCACAUUGUCACCAAUCAUCUGCACUACAUUUAGCUACCUGUUAUCAUUAGCAUAAUUAAUGAAUAUUAGUGAUUAUUUUCUUAAUUAGGAUUUAAAUUAACUUAUAUUUUUUUAUACGAAAAAGAAAUGUUGGCCUUUUUUGUUUUGUACGUCGUGUACGCCGAGAAACCGAAAAGGGGUCAUUGAGACUUACUGCAUACUGUUGCCCAACAUUGAGGAAUGUCUCAACUGUAAAUGUAAGAACAUCAGUUACUUUUAUUAAAUAUUUCUGGAAAUGG
Molecule: messenger RNA, 5417 nt
Organism: Scleropages formosus (Asian bonytongue)
Lineage: Eukaryota; Metazoa; Chordata; Actinopteri; Osteoglossiformes; Osteoglossidae
Gene: pde10a
Product: phosphodiesterase 10A
Exons: 22
Coding region: 173-2599 (808 amino acids)
Biological process (GO): signal transduction
Molecular function (GO): 3',5'-cyclic-nucleotide phosphodiesterase activity; protein binding
Source: RefSeq, a predicted model, not a curated record